CUGUCAAUCAACGCUGACUCCGCCCUCUACAUCCUGCUCAGAGAACCUGUCGGGGUGAGGAGAGCCAAUCAGAUUAUUCCAUCAAGUAAUUAAUUAACUAACCCUCACUCUCAGAUGAACUGUAUCUGUUUAGUAUAGCUUUCCAAUGGAGUAGUAUACAUGAUACUCAGGAACUUACUGUACAGUUCACAAAGCACCCUCAUAAAACCCAACUUCAGCCUUGACUUACUGUUACUUACUUACAGUGCCUUCGGAAAGUAUUGAGACCGCUUGACCUUUUCCACAUUUUGUUACUUUACAGCCUUAUUCUAAAAUGGAUUAAAAUAAUGUUUUUCCUCAUAAAUCUACACGUGACCUUUUUAGAAGUUUUUGCAAAUGUAUUAAAAAUUAAAAAUAGAUAUACCUUAUUUACAUAAGUAUUCAGACUUGAUUUGGAGUACACCUGUGGUAAAUUCAAUUGAUUGGACAUGAUUUGGAAAGGCACACACCUGUCUAUAUUAGGUCCCACAGAUGACAGUGCAUGUCAGAGAAAAAACCAAGCCAUGAGGUCGAUGGAAUUGUCCAUAGAGCUCCGAGACAGGAUUGUGCCGAGAUACAGAUCUGGGGAAGGGUACCAAAAGAAUUCUGAAGCAUUGAAGGUCCGCAAGAACACACUGGCCUCAAUCAUUCUUAAGUAGAAGUUUGGAACCACCAAGACUCUUCCUAGAGCUGGCCGCCCGGCCAAACUGAGCAAUCGGGGGAGAAGGGCCUUGGUCAGGGAGGUGACCAAGAACCCGAUGGUCACUCUGACAGAGCUCCAGAGUUCCUCUGUGGAGAUGGGAGAACCUUCCAGAAGGACAACUAUCUCUGCAGCACUCCACAAAUCAGGCCUUUAUGGUGAAUAAAUGCUGAAUGCCAAGCGUCACGUCUGGAAGAAACCUAGCACCAUCCCUAUGGUGAAGCAUGGUGGUGGCAGCAUCAUGCUGUGGGGAUGUUUUUCAGCGGCAGGGACUGGGAGACUAGUCAGGAUCACGGGAAAGAUGAACGGAGCAAAGUACAGAGAGAUCCUUGAUGAAAACCUGCUCCAGAGCGCUCAGAACCUCAGACUGGGGUGAAGGUUCAUCUUCCAAAAGGACAACUAAGCACACAGCCAAGACAACGCAGGAGUGGCUUCGGGACAAGUCUCAAUGUCCUUGAGUGGCCCAGCCAGAGCCCAGACUUGAACCCGAUCGAACAUACCUGAAAAUAGCUGUGCAGCAAACUCUCCCCAUCUAACCUAACAGAGCUUGAGAGGAUCUGCAGAGAAGAAUGGGAGAAACUCCCCAAAUACAGGUGUGCCAAGCUUGUAGCGUCAUACCCAAGAAGACUCAAGGCUUUAAACGCAGCCAAAGGUGCUUCAACAAAGUACUGAGUAAAGGGUCUGAAUACUUAUGUAAAUGUGAUAUUUCCGGUUUUUUCUUUGUCAUUAUGGUGUAUUGUAUGUAGAUUGAUGAGGAGAAAAAAACGAUUUAAUCAAUUUUAGAAUAAGGCUGUAACAUAACAAAAUGUGGAAAAAGUAAAGGGGUCUGAAUACUUUCCGAAUGCACUGUACUAUUGACAGCUCUUAUCGAACAUUUACAACAGUACUUGUUUAACGGUACAUCAUUAUUUGUUGAAAAAAGAAGGAAGGGAAGCGUUGCUAAGGUACACAAUAGUAGGUCUUUGGAAACAGAAGGUGCUCUUUGUUACAAAUCGUAAAUUGGUCAUCAAAAGAAAGGAGGACCAAGGCACUCUUCAUAUAAUUAAUUAAAAUGUCUUUAUUUGUAUGGCAUGUUCAAUGGAAACAAAAAUUUAACUCCAUGCAACCGAAAUGCGUUGGGAGUUUUAAAAUCUUUGUUUCCAUUGAACAUGCCAUACAAAUAAAGGCGUUUUGAUUAGGUACAUCAUUAUUGUUCUCGUUGCCAAUGUUUAUGGAUGGCCCCUGUAGACGUUCCUGGUGCGUAAAUGCAGCUCGAGCCAGAGGAAGAUGUUGUGUGUCAGAGUGACAGCUGACAGAGCAGCGUCUUCCAUCAAGGAGUGUCUCAUUUGUGAAGAGGACUCAAGUGAGUACCAGACACAUACUUGUGUACAUCAAAGUAAAUACACACAUACACUCUAAUCCAGUGGUUCUAAACUCCGGUCCUGAAGUACUCUUAACAGCACACAUUUUUUGUUUUAGCCCAGGACAAACACACCUGAUUCAACUCAUCAAGGGCUUGUCCGGGGCUACAGUAAACAUGUGUACUGUUGGGGGUCCUCGAGGACUGGAGUUCAGAAACCCUGCUCUAAACUAACAAUGAAACACUUGAACAAUGAAGAAUGCUGCCAAAUGUUACAAAGCUGUGAUUGGUUUAAAACGUUCUGUCCUAUCACCAGCCUUUGCCCUGGAGAGCUCCGCCCUCAGCUUCCCAGACCUCUGCCGAUUGGUGGCCUUCUACUGCAUCAGCAGGUGAUUAACACUAACUUUAAACCCGUCUACCUGUCAAUAACACUGCCACUGCUUUGGUCUGUUUUAUCGACAGACGAUAAAUACUCUGUAAUGGCACUCCCAUUACAAAACAGGGCACCCGCAUGCUGUUCUAGCCCACUAUGUCUUGGGAACCACCAUAUAAUUUGAUCCUAAGGACCUAUGUGUGUGUUGUCUCCAGGGAUGUGCUGCCUUUCCCUUUGGAGCUCCCAGAAGCCAUUGCUCAGGCCUCUUCCCACAGAAAGCUGGAGGCCAUCUCUCAUAUGGGAUUAGGUAGGGAUUCAUUCAACGGAUCUAUAGCAUAGCAUUACAUUCGCCAUUGGAUUAAACAUAUACCUAUCCAAUUCAUUCAGAUCUACACAAGUGUCUAGGGGCUGUUUUCUGGACUGGGUCUAAAUGUUCAGCACAGUAGGGUAUGGUCUUCAAAGCACUUCAAUAUCAAUCUCUUUAUGGCGUUAAUCAAUUACCUAUCCUCUGAACACUGAACUAUGGAAAUGUUCAGUACCUGAAUCUGGACUUUCUACUCCUUGUUUUCCCCACAUCCCGACAGAGUUCUGGUGUUCGCUGUCUGACACCCAGAAUGGACCAGGGGACCUGCAGGCUCCACCCACCAUCAUUAAGGCCCCGCCCAGCACCACCAAGGCUCCACCCAUCAGUGCCACCCAGGUCAAGGCAGGUCUGUCCCAGGACCUGUGUUACCUGCUGUCCUGCGGCAGACAGGAGUCUCUCUGCUUCAUCAACCCACUCUUCCUACAGCUGGAGGUAAUUCCUAAACAUAACCAUUGGGGGGAUGAAAAUUAUUUCUGACCCUGAAUCAAUUUACUUGCCUUCCUCCAGCUCGAGGUUCAAACUAAUAGAUAACAAAUGGCUGUAAGUGGAAAGUCAGCCAUCCCAUUGUUUAGGAUGGUGUCAUCUUGCAGAGUCGACCUUUAACCACAGAUCUAGGAUCAGUUUACCCCUACCCCCAAUCCUAACCAUAACCAUUAGGAGAGUGAACAAAGAUCUGAUCCUGAAUCAGUGAUUAUGUCUAACUUCUACCUCUACCUCCUUUCUCUCCCCCAGCAGCAGCAGCAGCCGCAGCAGCAGUCGACCCAGGGGGCGUCACACAAACGCCACCGCUUCAAACGCAGUAUGAGGGUCCGUGUCUCCACCGAGAGCUCCAUGACUCUGUCUGGUGGUGGUGGUGGUGGGGGGGCUGGCUCGUUCCCUUCCUCGGUCCCAGAGGACCCCCAGGACCAGGAGAGGCUCCAGCCCACCCCCCUCCAGCCCAGUCCCAACCCACACAGGAAGGUCCAUCCUGGGGCUGGUGUCCUGAGGAGGACCCCUGCACUGUCCCCGACGUCGGCCGAGGAUGAGGAUCUCGUGCCAAUAAAUGUACCGCCACCGGUAAAGGUAACUUUAUGAGAUAUGUCUCUCUUUCUUUCAAUAUUCCUCUGUCUUCCGUUAUCUAUUUUCUUUCGUCUCUCUCUCUCUCUUUUUCUCCUGCAUUGACACAAACUUACAUUCACACACUCAUCACGCUGACAAAUUGAUGCAUCGUAUAAAGAUAUGACCAUGACGCCAUCUCCCCAGGCUCCAACAGAACCUCCGGUGGUGGAGGUAGAGGAGGACCCUCCUGCUCCAGAGGAGCCCAGCAUCGAGGAGGCGUGCCAGGCCUUGGAGGGCCGCCCGGCCCCCUCUCUGGCCGAACUGGACAGCAGCAGCUCCUUCAGCAGCCUGGAGGAAGAGGAACCUGAACCAGAGGACCAGUUCUUUAAACAACUAAACCCCAACCCCCAGUGCCGCCCGCCCAUGGUGCGCUCACGGGGGGGCCACGGAGGCCUGCACAGGAUGAGUGCAGCGUUUGUGUGUUUCUUCGCUCCAGAGAAGAGGCUCGCCAGGCUGGUGGAGGAGCUGUCCAGGGACCGGAGGUCGGCAGAGCCAUUUAUAAACAUAUAGAGACUUUGGCCAACUUUUACAUUGUCUGGUCGCCAUGUUAGCACCUUUGAGCAUUCAAUUUGUUUAUUCAUGAUGAGUAUUUGGAAUCUUGUUCGAAUUCUAGACAUUCAUUUACAUCGCAUUGUUAAAAAUUCAGAGAAUUCAGUGCUAUUGGUCGAUAGAACUGCUGUGGAAUUGUGUAGCAUCGUGUAAAUGCAUCAUAACGUUUUUGGUAUAAACUAUCUCUCUCUCUCUGUCUCUGGAGGUCUGUGUUUGGUUCCCUGGUCCAGGAGUUCAUCCAGAGACAGAAAGAGGAGCUGAGAGAGGUCCUGGCCCAGGCUGCCUCCUCAUCAUCGUCUUUCUCAUCGACUACAUCCGUGGGGGUGCUCCAGGGGCUGCGGCGCUUCCUCUCCCAGGCCAAUUGUUUCCUGCUGGACAGCGGAGAGCUGUCACCCCCCCUAGAGACCCUGGUGCCUGACAAUGAGAAAGGUACCUUUUCGACUUUAGUUGUCUAAGUACCAACCACUACUUUGGUAAUCAUGAGAUUGAGAGAGGUACAGAGGGGUCACAUAACAGAUGACAAAAACACAAAUGUUAUUAGAUGUAAGCAGCAUGUCAAUUAGAUACUAUCCAUUGGAUUUACAGGAUAUAUAAUAAUGCACAGUAAACCCACCAUUACACAGAGGAGACAGUGGCAGAGAGAUAAUUCUGUCUAUGGAAACAACAGACCGCCAUGCUUUAGUAAGAUGUGGAGUAGACUGUCCAGAGGAUUUUAGUGAAAAGGUGUUAUCACCACCAUGCUAGUGCGUAGGGGUAGCUCUUCAUCCAGUGGAGUUCAUAUUGUCACUAGGAUGUAAAAAGCUUUGCUAGCCAAGACAGAGAACCCUAUCUAUCACAUUGAGCCAGCCAAAGAGCUCUGUAUGUUGCUGGAUAGGAGAUAUAGGGCAUACGUUCAUUGAGAUUUCAGGGGGGAGACUAUGGUUGGUGUGUGUGUGUGUGAUGAUACACUGUUGCCUGGUUGAGCAGUGAGUGUUGAGGCUUUUGGAGAGAGUGGAGCGGACUCCGCUGAAUUCAGUUCACCAUUGCUUCGAUUUGCGCACACACACACAUUGCGUCGGUGGAGGCAUUUGCAUUUUUUUCUCACUCAUCAUUUAUCAUAAAAAGAUAUCACAGUCCCACGCGCACUUGAAGAGCAGCACGAUUCUCAGUGGCUCAGGAGGGAGGGAGAUAGAGGCAGAGAGGGGGAGAGGAACAGAAAGGUAGAGAGAGAGAAAGGGAGGAAGAGAAAGAGGGAAGAUGGGGGCUGGGUAUUGAUGUACAGUGGGGAGAACAAGUAUUUGAUACACUGCCGAUUUUGCAGGUUUUCCCACUUACAAAGCAUGUAGAGGUCUGUAAUUUUUAUCAUAGGUACACUUCAACUGUGAGAGACGGAAUCUAAAACAAAAAUCCAGAAAAUCACAUUGUAUGAUUUUUAAGUAAUUAAUUUGCAUUUUAUUGCAUGACAUAAGUAUUUGAUCACCUACCAACCAGUAAGAAUUCCGUCUCUCACAGACCUGUUAGUUUUUCUUUAAGAAGCCCUCCUGUUUUCCACUCAUUACCUGUAUUAACUGCACCUGUUUGAACUUGUUACCUGUAUAAAAGACACCUGUCCACACACAAUCAAACAGACUCCAACCUCUCCACAAUGGCCAAGACCAGAGAGCUGUGUAAGGACAUCAGGGAUAAAAUUGUAGACCUGCACAAGGCUGGGAUGGGCUACAGGACAAUAGGCAAGCAGCUUGGUGAGAAGGCAACAACUGUUGGCGCAAUUAUUAGAAAAUGGAAGAAGUUCAAGAUGACGGUCAAUCACCCUCGGUCUGGGGCUCCAUGCACCUCACCUCGUGGGGCAUCAAUGAUCAUGAGGAAGGUGAGAGAUCAGCCCAGAACUACACGGCAGGACCUGGUCAAUGACCUAAAGAGAGCUGGGACCACAGUCUCAAAGAAAACCAUUAGUAACACACUACGCCGCCAUGGAUUAAAAUCCUGCAGCGCACGCAAGGUCCCCCUGCUCAAGCCAGCGCAUGUCCAGGCCUGUCUGAAGCUUGCCAAUGACCAUCUGGAUGAUCCAGAGGAGGGAUGGGAGAAGGUCAUGUGGUCUGAUGAGACAAAAAUAGAGCUUUUUGGUCUAAACUCCACUCGCCGUGUUUGGAGGAAGAAGAAGGAUGAGUACAACCCCAAGAACACCAUCCCAACCGUGGAGCAUGGAGGUGGAAACAUCAUUCCUUGGGGAUGCUUUUCUGCAAAGGGGACAGGACGACUGCACCGUAUUGAGGGGAGGAUGGAUGGGGCCAUGUAUCGCGAGAUCUUGGCCAACAACCUCCUUCCCUCAGUAACAGCAUUGAAGAUGGGUCGUGGCUGGGUCUUCCAGGAUGACAACGACCCGAAACACACAGCCAGGGCAACUAAGGAGUGGCUCCGUAAGAAGCAUCUAAAGGUCCUGGAGUUGCCUAGCCAGUCUCCAGACCUGAACCCAAUAGAACAUCUUUGGAGGGAGCUGAAAGUCCAUAUUGCCCAGCGACAGCCCCGAAACCUGAAGGAUCUGGAGAAGGUCUGUAUGGAGGAGUGGGCCAAAAUCCCUGCUGCAGUGUGUGCAAACCUGGUCAAGACCUACAGGAAACGUAUGAUCUCUGUAAUUGCAAAGGUUUCUGUACCAAAUACAGUGGGGAAAAAAAGUAUUUAGUCAGCCACCAAUUGUGCAAGUUCUCCCACUUAAAAAGAUGAGAGAGGCCUGUAAUUUUCAUCAUAGGUACACGUCAACUAUGACAGACAAAAUGAGAAAAGAAAAUCCAGAAAAUCACAUUGUAAGAUUUUUUAUGAAUUUAUUUGCAAAUUAUGGUGGAAAAUAAGUAUUUGGUCACCUACAAACAAGCAAGAUUUCUGGCUCUCACAGACCUGUAACUUCUUCUUUAAGAGGCUCCUCUGUCCUCCACUCGUUACCUGUAUUAAUGGCACCUGUUUGAACUUGUUAUCAGUAUAAAGACACCUGUCCACAACCUCAAACAGUCACACUCCAAACUCCACUAUGGCCAAGACCAAAGAGCUGUCAAAGGACACCAGAAACAAAAUUGUAGUCCUGCACCAGGCUGGGAAGACUGAAUCUGCAAUAGGUAAGCAGCUUGGUUUGAAGAAAUCAACUGUGGGAGCAAUUAUUAGGAAAUGGAAGACAUACAAGACCACUGAUAAUCUCCCUUGAUCUGGGGCUCCACGCAAGAUCUCACCCCGUGGGGUCAAAAUGAUCACAAGAACGGUGAGCAAAAAUCUCAGAACCACACGGGGGGACCUAGUGAAUGACCUGCAGAGAGCUGGGACCAAAGUAACAAAGCCUACCAUCAGUAACACACUAGGGACUCAAAUCCUGCAGUGCCAGACGUGUCCCCCUGCUUAAGCCAGUACAUGUCCAGGCCCGUCUGAAGUUUGCUAGAGUGCAUUUGGUUGAUCCAGAAGAGGAUUGGGAGAAUGUCAUAUGGUCAGAUGAAACCAAAAUAGAACUUUUUGGUAAAAACUCAACUCGUCGUGUUUGGAGGACAAAGAAUGCUGAGUUGCAUCCAAAGAACACCAUACCUACUGUGAAGCAUGGGGGUGGAAACAUCAUGCUUUGGGGCUGUUUUUCUGCAAAGGGACCAGGACGACUGAUCCGUGUAAAGGAAAGAAUGAAUGGGGCAAUGUAUCGUGAGAUUUUGAGUGAAAACCUCCUUCCAUCAGCAAGGGCAUUGAAGAUGAAAUGUGGCUGGGUCUUUCAGCAUGACAAUGAUCCCAAACACACUGCCCGGGCAACGAAGGAGUGGCUUCGUAAGAAGCAUUUCAAGGUCCUGGAGUGGCCUAGCCAGUCUCCAGAUCUCAACCCCAUAGAAAAUCUUUGGAGGGAGUUGAAAGUCCGUGUUGCCCAGCGACAGCCCCAAAACAUCACUGCUCUAGAGGAGAUCUGCAUGGAGGAAUGGGCCAAAAUACCAGCAACAGUGUGUGAAAACCUUGUGAAGACUUACAGAAAACAUUUGACCUGUGUCAUUGCCAACAAAGGGUAUAUAACAAAGUAUUGAGAAACUUUUGUUAUUGACCAAAUACUUAUUUUCCACCAUAAUUUGCAAAUAAAUUCAUUAAAAAUCCAACAAUGUGAUUUUCUGGAUUUUUUUUUCUCAUUUUGUCUGUCAUAGUUGACGUGUACCUAUGAUGAAAAUUACAGGCCUCUCUCAUCUUUUUAAGUGGGAGAACAUGCACAAUUGGUGGCUGACUAAAUACUUUUUUCCCCCACUGUAUUAAGUUCUGCUUUUCUGAUGUAUCAAAUAUUUAUGUCAUGCAAUGAAAUGCAAAUUAAUUACUUAAAAAUCAUACAAUGUGAUUUUCUGGAUUUUUGUUUUAGAUUCCGUCUCUCACAGUUGAAGUGUACCUAUGAUAAAAAUGACAGACCUCUACAUGCUUUGUAAGUAGGAAAACCUGCAAAAUCGACAAUGUCAGCCCAGUCAGUCAGGCCUGUAUACCGCCACAUCCCCCAGUUCCUCAGUAAUUAAGAAUAUUUUCCUAAGUAAAGAAGUGGUUGGUGUGUGUUGUGUGUAGGGGUAUGUUUAUAUAUAACUGGUACUUUGAGAUGUUUGAGAUAAGAGUUUGUGCUCAGUGUGUGUGUGCAUGUGCACUUGCGUGCGCGUUUGUUGGUGCAUGUUCAUGCGUACGUCUGUGUGUGCGUGCAUACCGACGUAUGGGUGUGUGUUCCCCCAUGCAGACUUAGCCCUGGAGAAGGCCAUGUUUGGCUGUGUGCUGAAGCCUCUGAAGGUGCUGCUUGGCCAGGCCCUCCUCUCCCUCCACAGACAGGACGGCUCCACCCAGCGCCUGGCCUGCAGUCUCCUGGACUGCCAAGAGGGGGCAAUGGAGCGCCUUGGGGUGCUUGUGGGCGUGCCUGACACCCGUGGCGUGGAGAGGGUGAGGCAGAAGCUGGCGCUCAUGCAGCGCACCCACUCGCCCAUAGACAAGAUGCUGCUGCUUCUGCAGAUGUGCAAGGCGGUCCAGAAAGCCAUGGGGGCCCUCCACGAAGGUGGUGAGUGGGCCUUCACUUUGCUUGAUUUAAUUUAAUAUAAAGUAGCCAAAAUGAGUCAUUAUCUAUUAUAAAUAUAAACAUUUUAAUAACACAAUUUAUUUGCCUGUUAUAAACUAGGAGCUGUUAUCCAAUGUAAUAAUCAAUUAACUGUUAAAUCUGUCUUGCCAUCCUCUUCCUGCUACCAGGACAGGAAGUGAGCUCGGCGGACUUCCUGCCGGCGCUGUCUUAUGUGAUAGUGAUGUGUAACACACCUCAGAUCCUACUGGAGGUGGAGUACAUGAUGGAGCUGCUGGAGCCCUCCUGGCUCACUGGGGAGGGUACGCACUACACCCCUACUACACCUAUACCCCGUCCAACUUUAACACACCUAUACCUCUAACUACACCCCUAGGGGAGAUGGUCAGACUACACACUUACUACAACCCUUAAUACAGUACACCCCACAAUACACACCUGGUUACACUUUAUUGUAACACUUCAUUAUAAACCAUUCAUAAGGCAUUUACAAAAACAUUGCACACCAUUUAGUGUUAAGGUUAGGUAAGGGUUAAGGUUAAAUAGCGCUCACUUUAGAUUAGGGACUGCAAAAAUACUUUACUUUGAUUAGUAAAUGGUUUAUAAAUGUGGGAGUAAUGAUUAAUAAAUGGUUUAUUACGGACCAUUAAAAUAAAGUGUUACCACACACCUUACUUCUACCCCAAAGGAGAGGGUACCACUAUGAACUACACCCACUAUGAACUACACCCACUAUGAACUACACCCACUAUGAACUACUACACCCACUAUAACCCUUUCCCUCAUACACCCCUCCACCUUUAAAAGAACAUGGGGGAUAAUGAAGAUAUCUGUGGGUGAAUGGAUAUUUAGAUGCCAUUCAAAGUCACUGUAUUGACAUUUUGCUGUGCUCUGUGCCCCGAUCCCGUCUCCUAGGUGGGUACUACCUGACCAGCGUCUAUGCCAGCCUGUGUUUGAUCCAGAGCCCGGAGGCGGAGGGGGACCAAGUCCCCCCAGGAGGUCUGACUCGUGAGGCACAGGAUGGGCUGAGGGAGUGGGGCCGCAGACGCAGCCUGGAAGCCAAGAGCCACCAGGAGAGACAACAGAACCAGGUAAGACACUACUUCAAUCAAUCAAUCAAUGUUAUUUUAUAAAGCUCUUUUCACAACAGCAGUUGUCACAAAGCUAUUUACAGUUCUAUUUCAAAUACUUGUUUCGAUAUCUCACAAUGGGAUUGUCUCAGUGGAUCACGUCUGUUGGAGACACCACCCACUGGUUAUUCUCGCCUCUCUUCCUUACGGAAGCGAUCACUAACCUCAGCACGACUAGAUCCCUGUCUUACUACUGAACUGUUCUCAGGCAAACCGUGAGGUUAACACUGCCGAAUGUAGGACGAUCAGCUCCUGUCGAUAGUGUUGGGUACUGACCGUAAGGAAAGUUUUGCUUCGAGUAGAAUACAUUUUCUACUCAUCAGUCUCCGGUGGUAGCUAACGUCACACAGCUAGCUACGCCGCAAGACUUUAGCUAACUUGGCUAGCUAGCUGGAAAGCUAGCUAACCACACUAACAAAGGGCUAGCUCACGCCACAAGGCUUAAGCUAACCUGGUUACAGUGUUACCAAUUUAGCGACUUUGUCGCUAUAUUCAGCGAGUUUUCAGACCCCUCUAGCGACACAUUUUCAAAAAAGCGACUAGUGACUUUUUCUGGUGUUAUUGGAGACUUUUGGAGACUCUGACGUGAAAGCACGUAUCGUUCUUACUCUUCUCAACGAGCAGCGGGUGCUGCCGUAAGCCCCACCCGGGCCCCACCCCCGUCCCAAAGCACUCACAGGCGGCCCAGUCCUCGCGCAGCAGUCCCUCCCAGCUGCAGUCAGAGCAGGGGAUGUUCACCCCUCCGCGUCCAGACUGGAAAUUAAUCACGCAUGUGGGAAGCCGCCGCUGGCUGAUCCCGCCCUGGCUUACAUUCAGGGCGGGAUGUAAAUGUAGGGUGUUUUUUACUCACUUUUUGUCUCUCCCACGACGUUAUUCCUCUCUCCUACAGCGUCCAUCACAAUUACAUGCAUCUGGCCAAUUAUGCAAAUUAGGUGAUGAUGUCAUUUAGCGACUUCUAGCGACUUUUAAGACAGCCAAUAGCUACUUUUCUUACUGAGGAGUUGGCAACACUGCCUGGUUAUCUCGCUGGAAAGCAAGCUAACCACACCAGUAUUACUACCUACAACACGGUAAUAUUGCUAGCUCCCUUCUCUAGUCUAGUUUAACCUUGGUUUACUUGUUUAUGUUAACUAGACCGACUGGUUAGCCUCACGGCUCUAACUGCCCUCCACGUGGUUCCCUCCGGGUAGCACUGUGCUAGCUAUAGCAUGCCUUAGCCACGAGGUAGCUGCUAGCUAGCAUUAUUGCCUCUAGGCUUGGGUGGUAUACCGUAUAUACUGUAUACCGGGGUAUUUGGAAAAAGCCACGAGAUAGUUUUUCAAUACCGUCAAAACUAUUUCUUUAAAGUUUUUUAAUAAAUGUGAAUAUUUGUAGCUACUUUUAAGUUAAUACCUGCAGUCAACUUGUGCAAUAACGUUAGGAGAUAAAGCAGAUUGCGAUCUUUAUUUCAUCUGUCACAUUAUUAUACAUUAUGAAGCUUACCGUAGUUCCCCAGAAAGGUUGAGCCAGCCACUUGUUUGUUUGUAAACAGCACAACAGGAGAAAGAGGGAGCCGGUGAGCCCAUAGUGUUCUAUAUCUAGAGUGUUCUAUAGAAUUCACUACUAAAUGUUUGCCAUCAGAUAUCUUAUAAUGGCUUUCUGACAGAAGUCAAAGAGCUCUAGAUUAGAUAUCUGUACAGCUGCCAUUUUUUCCCUGUGCUUCCUACUAGCGUUUUUUUUUCUCUUCCAUUCUUCUCCCCUCUGCUCCGUGUACACAUCCUGCUCUUCCUUCAGAAAAGCAUGCAUCACAACUUUGUUCCUUUGCACAAUUUCUCUUGUUCACUUUCACUUUUAUGUGUCCACACUCACUGAAAAUCACAUUCGUUAGCUAUGCUUGCAUAACUUUAUGAGCUGGAUUUAGUUGUCUUUGCAAUUCAUUUAUGUUCGUUAUCGCUUGUUAGAGUUGAGUGAUUUCGCUAUUAGUUUGUGCAAAUUUUGUUAGCAUUCUGGUAAUAGAGACCCAAUGGGCUUUUCUUGUGUUUUUAGCGCCCCCUUGUGUGAUAUGCCGGUAACACCUUAAAUUCCGGGAUGAGAGAAAGACUGUAUGAAGAUAUGAGAAUCUGGAUACUGCCCAAGUCUACUAGCUUCGCGGCUGUAAGCGUUUUCACUGUGCACACCAUACCCAGCAUUAUCCACGAGGCUUCUACUAGCUAGCUUAUGCCUAUCAAAAGCCCAGGGCUUACAUGUUGUUUUUACAACAGGUGUCUCUGCAUCAGCUAUCCCUGUUCUAUACAAUGGCUACUGCUGCCCCAUCCCAAGGCUAGCUGAGCCAAACACUCAAACCCCCACUUUCUUGCGCUUGCGGCUCCAUGAUUGCAGAAAAGGAUUUUCACCUUCUAUUUAUCAAUUGCCUGGGAAGGGAACAUGCUCAGGAAGCACUCGACAACCCCGAGUCCUGUAAUCAUUGUAAAUUGCUGACUAGAGCGGGUAUCAGGUGGAGGCUAAAAUGCUACGUUAUCACUACCCCCUCCCUCACCUCGCAGCCACCGACCGAGGUUGAGGCUCAGCCCCCCGUAACCGAGCCAAGCUGAGGCGAGCCCCUCACUGUCUGACGAUAUGGUGUCGGGAAGGCAAGCUAGGGGAUGACGUCAGGAUUAAUCUCUUGGGUCUCCUCGACUUUGAGACUGAGAUUGAGGGUGACGACACCACUGUUUCCCACUCUCAAGUCCGUAGGUCUCCCUGGCCCCAGGACGGAAGAGCCGCAAAUCUCCCUCACAUGGAGUUUGGGCUCCUUUAGCAUUUGCAAGUGAGCCAUGGCCAGACUUGGCAUCGAGUGGCCAACUCCCUUGGGGGGCCAUGACCCCGGAAGGGAUCUGUACGAACCAUCCCGCAUGGCCCCGUUAAACAACUGCUUCCUGCGGUCCCAGCUUGCCUCAGGGAGGCUAGGAGCUUAUGGGACAAGCCCCUUACCAGCAAGAUCCUGACUAGGAGCUCCCCUAGCCUGGACAUGCACAAUAUGGAGGAAUCUGGAUUUUGCAACACUCCCAUGGUGGAGCCGUCACUGGCUGAUUACCUCCACCCCACACGUCGUGCUACUAGCACUAUACUGGUACUUCCCUCCUUGGAAAGACGGAGCACUUUUCCGCCUGUAUUUUCCCUAAGAUGUACAAAACCUCAGCCCUAUCAAUCAGAGCACUCAACGUGACCUCUUUAUUGAUGGCCUACCAUGCAGAGUUACUGGAGGAGGUGGGGAAGCAACUGGAUUUGGAUCCUUGAGAUGAGAUGUGUAUGAUUACAGAUCUAAACCUACGCGCCUCCCGUAUUGCCAUCCAAGGCUGUGGUCGUAUCAUGAGCCUGGUGGUGGUGGGAGAAAGGGCACUUUGGUUAAACUUGUCCAGCUUAACAGACAAAGAGAAAGUGAACCUCCUGUGACACCAAUACGUUUUUCGGGCCCUCUGUCGCAACCAGCCUUCAACUUCUGCCUGCCCCACAAACCCAGGCCCAGUGGCAGCCCAUUGGUCACUGCAACCCGCCCCAGCCUCACAGUGGGGAAGGGGCAAUGCGCUGGCCUUAGGGGACCAAAACCCCCUGCGACACAGCAGACUGCCAAUACCCAGGUUAAGCCCUUGAACCAGACCAAACCUGAAGGUAAACAGUCCUUUGCUGCGGCCACAACAAGGUUCCGCCUCUUUUUGGGGAAUAUUGGCAACUCAGCCCAAUUGAUAGAAAACCUUACUAUCGAGCUAGAGGACAGUCAGUACAGUAUUUCCUUACUUCUACUUUCAGGUCCGAGGAAAAAUAAAAGAAGGGGGGCGUCGGAGCUCCAGACAGCUAUCAGGUAUGCCCAAGUCCACUACGCUGCAGAGUUUUUUCCUCCUUUUUAUACCCCGUUUUUGGUUCGCACAGUCAGGAAUUUGUCUGCUCUACUUCCCCUUUUCAGAAGAGAGCAGCUGGGGAUACUUUCGCUCAUGAUAACCCUCCCCUCCGGGGUAGUGCCAAGACAGACCAGACACAUAGCUGCUCUACUGCUUAGGGUUAGGACAUCUGAGUAACCAGCAUGUUUCCUUCUUCUUUUUAACUCCACCGUUUGGCGGUUUACGUCAUUCCACCAGAUGCUCUUUCGCGCAAAGCCCCGCUCUGUGACACGGUAUAGCAUAUGCUGGAAAACACUAUGCUCAUAUGCCUCAGACACAUUGCGAGGUAUCCCAGUUAACUGCGAGAUACCUCGCAAUGCGCAACCGCAGCAUUGUCACGCCCUGGGGUGCGCAUUCCGCGCGUGCUGACCAGCCUGCUUUCCGCAUCUAUCCAGACUCCAUCCCUGCAUGGUGAUAAACGCACCACUAGGGGUGGAAGCACUGGCACACCCUGUCAAGGGUGAUGCCCUACGCUCUUUUCUCCCCUAUGCCUGGCACCCUCCACUCUGAUAAGUAGAGUGAGAUAACAGGCUUAUCCCUCAUCUUCGAGCCCCUCGAUGACCAGGGACGCCCUGGUUAGCAGAGAUCACUCUCCUGCUUCACAACCAGUCCUGGUAGCCACCAUUACACAGGGAUCUUCUGACCCAAGCGUACAGUAAGAUUUGCCAUGAAUCUGAAUGCGACAGGCCUGCCACUCAAGAUUAUUGACGAUCCAGAGUGCCAGUGCCCCUUCUACAUGCUCACUGUUUGGAAAAACAGGCGGUUGCGUUUUUGAGAAGUGCUGUGACCUACACAGAUAUUUCCUUUAAAGCUCUGUAUCCAAGGUUUCUAUUCUUCAUUGCAGGACCUUUUUGGACAGCGUGAAGAUCUCCAAAGGUCUGUUUAGCCUCUAUCUCAGCCUGUCAUACAGACCUUGACAGUUACACAUAGGGGAACACCCUCUGUUAUGUCGUUGAUGAAGGGUGCGCGUCGCUUACAUUCGGUCUCCAAGCCUUUAGCCCCAUCUUGGGACCUGUCUAUUGUGCAUGAGGCUUCCUCACGGCAGCCUCUUGAGCCGCGGGAAAGCGUUGAGAUGUAAUAAACCUCUUCUAAACACUUUACCAUCUGCCCUUAUGUCUGCAAAACGAGUAAGUGGGCUGCAUGCUGUGUCAGUCCACCAUUCGUGCCUACAGUUUGCCCCAGGGUUCUCCUCCCCAAACCCGCCUUUAUGCGUAAGGUCAGCGGCAGCUGUGGUUGUCUUGCCUUAGAGCUUGUGGUUUCCACCUGCUGCUCUUCCCGUAUACGGAAGAAGAGCGUCUCCACUGUUUGUGUCCAGUAUGUGCGUUGCGCAUUUGCUUGGAUAAAGCGAGAGUGUUGUGUAAGAGCUACCACACCUCUUUGUUUCUUGGGAGCCUCCCUGCAAGGAGGGGGCCCCUAUCUCGUUAACAGCUAUCCCUAUUGUAUUGGAAAAUGAGGCAUUUCUUUACAGGAAAUUUGCGUAACGCAUGCUGGGCCACCCCUCAUAUGUUUAGGAGGUUUUUACCGGCUGGAUGUCACUGUGCCUUUGUUGGUGCAUACUUCCUCAGUGUCGGAUCCUCUGAAGGGUGAUGCUGUUGGGACUACCCUGGCUUCGGAUACUGGAGUUGGCCAUAUGUAUCCCAUUGUGAGACAUCGAAACAAGUAUUUGAAAUAGGACCUACUUGUGUAACCCCGGUUCUAUGAUAAUAUGAUUGAGGUGUCUCACCGCAUUUCCCUGCUCGCAAGAGUGCAAGAAAGAGCGGCAUGCUUGAGAAUGGACCAGUGGCCGGGCGAGUGGCGCCUUAUGAGGAGAGGGGCUCACCUCAUUCGUCAUUCGACCUGUCUGUCUCCAAUCAGACGUGAUCCGCUGAGCGAAUCCCAUUGUGAGACAUCACUGAUAUUAUCAUAGAACCGGGGUUACGCAAGUAACCCUAAGAUACACAGCAUAAAACCCCAAAGAGCAAGCAAUGCAGAAGCACAGUAGCUAGGAAAAACACCCUAGGAGGCAGGAAGAAACCCAGGAGGAACCAGGCUUUGAGGGGUGGCCAGUCCUCUACUUAACACCAGACCUGGGUUCAAAUAGAAUUCAUUUUCCUUCAAAUACUUUAGCUGUGCUGGAUUGUGAUGCCUGGUGCAAUGGAACCAAUGGAAUAGUCUCAAAAGAACAAACCCCGCCCAUCUAGCACUCCAGACAGGCGCACCCUCCUCGUGCUUGUUAUUCCCCAAAUCCUGACCACCAGUAAACAUAGUAUGGUGGAUAGCUUGUUAAUGACGUGUGGUAUACUCACUCCCUUCAAUUAGCAGCUAGUUCUAACACACUCACACACACCAUUCUCCUAGUAUUUGAUGCGUCCGCAAAUGAUGACAACCAUUCAUCAGAUGAAAUGGUACAAAUACUGUGGUUAGCUAUUCAGUCACGUGGGCUGCUCACUCUAUUCAAAUAGCUAUAACACAAACACACGCCAACAGAUUUGCAGUUCUGCCACUGAGGGAGAUCAGUGAGCUAGCUAAGUGCUAUGAAGAAGUGGGCGGUCAGAUAACAUGAAAUUUACUGAGCAGCAGAAACCCACUGAAGAUAGCAAACACAAUAUGCACACGGACAGCGAGGAGCUCAGUGACUCUGUAAGUUGCUGCUUUUUAAUGUUGUUUAAUGAUGUGGUUAUAAUAGAGGUUCAUGGGAAAUGUGUUGCUGGGGGAUGUAUCAGGUGUGCGUGUGUGCGUUAAAUGGAGCUGGUACUGUAGGUGGUUCUCCAAUUAUGUAAUACAUUUGAACAGUACAGAACAUUCAGACAGUGUUAUGUGUAUUAUGGUAUGCUGUAUUUCCAUUUAGUGGAGAUGUAUAUUGUUGUACUUUCAUGUAUACUAGUUAUGUGUAAAUGUAUGGAUUAUUUUUGUCAAGAUGAAGGGACAGUAUGAUUUAAUGGAGCUGGUUAUAUGUAUGUUUACAGUGUGUGUGUUUAAAGUAUUUGUGUUUAAAGUGGGUGUGUUUAACGUAAAGAUAUAAAAGUAGAGAAUUUGUUAAAAUAUAAAGACUAUACAUGUCUAUGAAUACUGUUGAAUAAACAGUGAAGACUCUAUGCAAUGUAGGCUAUUUUGAGAGUUGGUUGGUAUUGAUUUAUAUUGAGGAAUGAGGAUUUAUGGUAUAUAGCCUACAGUAUGUAAAGCUGUGUUAACAAACAGUGUUGAGUUAGUUUGGUUCAAAUGAAUGGAAGACAAUCUGUUAUUUUGAACCUCUGAUCUUUGUGUGCUUUCUGAGGGCUGUGUUAUAAAGGCUGUUUAUGUGAGUUAAUAAGAUGAUACAUUUUAUAACUCAUUUUGUGUGUGUGCGUAUUUGUGUGUGUGGGGGGGGGGUGCUUGUACGUAUGUGUGUGUCUGCUUCUACGUGUGUGUGUGUGUUUCUGCCUGUGUGUGUGCAGAGGUGCGUUCGGAUACUGUUCCAGGACGGCGAGCGCAGUGCUGUGCGGACGCUGCAGUGGAGAGCCGGCGAGAGCAGUGAGGCCCUGGCCCAGCUCUGUGCCUCCACCUUCGGCGUUUCCGAGCCCCAGGACUACAACCCUCUACUGGAGGUCCGGGGGGGAAAUGAGGGCCCUUCCCCCCCAGGCACAGCCUAAGGACCUGGCCAGCCACAGCGAAGGAGGCCCCUCUCUCUCCUACCUCCGCACGGACCACGACUUCAGCAAGAUGCGGCGGCUGACCAGAGGGGGAGCUGUGGACCUGGGGGAGUCCGUGUGUGAGGAGUGA
Coregonus sp. 'balchen' is the source of this 18222-nucleotide messenger RNA. Lineage: Eukaryota; Metazoa; Chordata; Actinopteri; Salmoniformes; Salmonidae. The record is from the annotation of a GenBank genome assembly.